Epinephelus moara (kelp grouper) is the source of this 5900-nucleotide messenger RNA. RefSeq names its product MAGI family member, X-linked a (gene magixa). Gene Ontology annotation, biological process: signal transduction. Gene Ontology annotation, molecular function: protein binding. NCBI's taxonomy places the organism in Eukaryota, Metazoa, Chordata, Actinopteri, Perciformes, Serranidae. Gene Ontology annotation, cellular component: cytoplasm. The transcript is spliced from 20 exons. The record is from RefSeq and is a predicted model, not a curated record. Bases 294 to 4514 code for a protein of 1406 amino acids.
GUGUGUGUGUGUGUGUGUGUGUGUGUGUGUGUGUGUGUGUGUGUGAUCUUCCACCUUUCAGCGCUUUGCGUUUUUACCUGCAGUGGACAUCACGCACUGUCACGCGUGCACGCGCCCCCUCUCUCCGCGCACGCUCGCGCAUGCACGCAGCAGCAGCAGCACCGAGGGAGCGAUCAAUACACUAAAAGCCCGGAGAGGAUUUUUAACGGGAGCGGAGAAGAGACGCGUCGCGCGGGGCUGGAGGAACCGGAGGAACCGGAGGAAAACGGCAGGAACAAUGAAGCUCGGACGCCAUGUCUAAAGCGACCGUGAAGAAGCUGCACUGGCGCUCGAAGGUGCAGGAGAGCUUCGUCCCGCUGGGCGGCGGCUCUGGAGAGCUGGGUCUGGCCAUCGGGGGUGGGGCAGACUACGGCGAGUUCCCAUUCGUCACAGCGGCCCAUGGGGGCGGGCCCACUGUGGGUGACAUCAUCUUAGAGAUUGGGGGGACGCCCGUGUUAGGGAUGACCCUCGGUGAUGUCAGAGGAGUCCUCAACUCCUGUCCUCAUCCAAUCAGAAUCAAGACGGUCUCUCCAGGUUCGUCCCUUUGUAAGGAUCUCAGGUUGUACCUCAGUAAGUGUUUCACUCCGGGCUCCAUGGACAGUCAGCUGCAGCAGCUCAUCAGAGAGAACCUGUACCUGCGAGCGGUGCCCUGUACGACCCGGCAGCCUCGGGAUGGGGAGAUCUCAGGUGUGGACUACAACUUUGUGUCCAUCGAGGAGUUUUUCUCUCUGGAGGAGUCUGGAGCUCUGCUGGAGAGUGGCAAGUUCAAAGGGAACUACUACGGGACGCCCCGCCCGGUCCACAUCGGUCCAGAGAGUCCACCAAUCACGUACCAGGAACAUCGAAACCUGCUGAGGAACUUCAGGACAAGGAGCAAGUCUCUGAGUAACCUAGAGAAGGCUGUGGAGGAAGGAGACAACAGUGAGGAGGACAGCGGACUGUCAGCGGGUUCAGCCGGAGUCCCGCCCACCAUCCUGCCUCUCAGCCAAUCGUGGGAGUCGGCAGUGGGGAGUCGAGAGGGAACAGAGAAUGGAGGAGGAGGAAGAGGAGCAGGGAGAGGAAGAGGAGGAGGAGGUCCGCUGCCUGAGAACUGGGAGCUGGCGUUCAGUGAUUCAGGAGAACCGUAUUACAUCGAUCAUAACUCAAAGACGACCAGCUGGCUGGAUCCUCGAACUCAGAACAAAGAGACGACUCCCUGUACAGAACUCCCAGAGUUCACGGAGCAGCCCAGCCAGCUGAAGGGUUACUCCAUCCACACUCGGCUCUCUAAAGGUCCUCGAGGUUUCGGCUUCAACAUUGUCGGAGGAAGUCGACCCAGAGAGUUUCUGCAGGUGUACAGCGUCACACCUGGAGGACCGCCGGCUCUCAACACAGCGGACAUCCUGGUCUACAUCAAUGACAGCUGCGUGUUGGGCCGCUCUCAUAAAGAGGUGGUGGAGAUGCUGAAGGCGGUGCCGAUGGGUCAGAGCGUGGACGUGGUGCUGAGGAGAGGAUACCCGAUGCUUUACAACCCCGACGGAUGUCCCAAACAGAGUCUGGAGGCGCAGCCACAGACGCCCAGCGAGCCCCCCAACCCCCCAAAUGUGAACCGCGGCCUGACACACCUCACCUACAGCCGAACACUAGACGCCAACGGCAGCACGCCAGGCCUCAGCCACACCCCGCCCUCCUACGCUGCUCAGCCAAUGACAAACGGGCUGACAGGCCCGCCGACCCCCACUCCCUCUGACCCCCCUCUGGGUCCACCCCCCCUUCCAGAGAGGACAGCAGCCAAUCACAGUGACUCUGAUGGUGGUGUGUCCAACGCUGGAACACGGAGGUCUUCUCUGAUCUGCUACAGCAGCAGCACCCUCCCCGCCCUCUCCUCCUCCUCCCUCCUCCACCAUCAGAGCUCCAAGUCUUCGGAGAGUGACCUGUCGACGUCAGCUCUCCCCAUCUCCUCCUCCACGCUCCCCCACACCUCCUCGUCCUCCCACGCUCUGUCCAAACUGCCCCUCUCUCAGCCAGAGACGGGCCUCCUCCAAAACUCCACCAGCCCCACCACCUCUAACAACCCCACCUCCUCCACCACACCUCCUGGCGCUCCUGUGCAGCGCCCGCCGAUGCCUCAGACCUCCCUCGCCCUGACCCCACCCAGAGACGUCCCGCCCUGUGGCUUUAAUGGCUGUCCAGCCAAUCACCAAGCGCCCUCUCCAGCCUCCAGAGGAAACCCGGGGCUGGUGCUCCCCCUCGGGGCGGGGUCACUAGGGUCGGCUCCUGGUGGAGAGCUCGUACCGGUGGCCCUCGGACGCAGUGAGAGUGGGGGGCUGGGGUUCAGCAUGAUGGCGGGGGGGCAAGGAGGUCAGCUGGCGGUGGUGAGGCGGGUCUGGGAUCGAAGGCACUGCCCGUCGCUGCAGCCGGGGGACGCCGUGGUGAAGAUCAACGGAGCAGACGUACAGAGCCUCAGCUUCUCCCAGGUCCAGAGAGUCCUGCAGGAGCACACCAAACAGGGGGAGGUGGUCCUGCUGGUCUACAGAGGAGGUCCCGUCUCCUCACCAGUCGUCACCCCCAACCUCUAUAAGCCCCUCCCCUCCCCACACGGCCUGGCCACGCCCCCUCCCUCCCAUCCCCCGAUUUCAGCCGACUUGCCUUCCCCGUCCACGGGUGCCUUGCUGGGGGGCGUCCCCCCACUCAGCCAGGCUGGCUUGGUCCUGGAGAGUCCUCAGGAGGGCCACCUCCUGGCCCCGGGGACCCACCAAGGGGCCCCUCCUGCUCAGACGCCUAACGGGCCCCCGAGCUCGGCCCUCAUCCAGAGCACCAGCUUCCUGGACUCAGUUCCUGUGACGCUCACCUUGGAGCCGCGGGAUUUGCUGGGCGUAGAGGAGAGCGCCGGAGGGCCUCCUCCCAUCAGAGGGGGAGGUGGGGGAGGAGCACUGGGAGCAAUAGCCAAGGACGGGAGAGGAGGAGUUAAGACGGUGGAGGUGGAGCUGAGGAGGCGGUCAGGAGAAGGUUUUGGAUUCGUCAUCGCCUCUCAGGAAGUGAGCGGUGGAGCCCCCUCCCUGAUGUCUCACCGGUUCGUGACGGUGCGUCGCGGCAGCCCGGCGGCUCGCAGCGGGCAGAUCCAACCUGGAGACCAGCUGGAGGCGGUGGAGGGCCGAGCGGUCGGAGGUCUGCAGCACCGAGACCUCGCCCAGAUCCUGAGGAGAGCCGGGAACACGCUGAGACUGAGCAUCACGCCACGACACCACUCUUCGUCUCUGUCAGAAGGAGCAGAGCUCGAUAUCGACGGCCGAUUGAUCAAAGGAUCCAGAGGGAGGUCAAAGGACGAGUCCAGGUUCUACAGUGUGGAUCUUGAACGAGGUCCUACAGGUUUCGGCUUCUCUCUGAGGGGGGGCAGCGAGUACAACAUGGGCCUGUACGUACUGGGACUGAUGGACGGGGGGCCAGCUCAACGCAGCAACAAGAUACAGGUAUCCGACCAGCUGGUGGAGAUAAAUGGAGACAGCACGUCAGGGAUGACUCACAGUCAGGCUGUGGAGCAGAUCAGGAGAGGAGGACAUCGAAUCCACCUCGUUCUCAAGAAAGGAAACGGAUACGUGCCCGACUACGGCCCUGAGGAAGGAGCCCUCUCCCCCUCCUCCUCUUCACACACAGAGGAGCAACAUGUGGAUACAGUAACCAUGACAACCGCCUCCCUCAGCCAGCAGAGGGCAGGAGGAAGUGGUACAGGAGGAGGAGAAGGAGGAGGAGAGUGGAGGAGGAGGAGGAGAGAGGGAGAAACCAAACGGAGAACAGGAGGCAGAGGAGGAGGAGGAGGAGGAGGAGGAGGGUUAGGGCCUCCUGAUCUGGACCUGGAUGUCGUAGAGGAGGAGGCACGGCAGGAGGAGGAAGAGGAGGAGAGGAGGAGGGAGGAGGAGCAGAGGAGGAAAAGAAGUCAGACUGUCAGGCAGAAGGAGAAGCGGGACGACCAAAGGGAGAAGGGGAGGAGGAGCAGAAGCUUACCCAGGAUCAGCGCUCGAUCCUGGGACAUGUCGCUGCAGCAGGAGGGGGUGGAGGUGGAGGAGUCCGGCAGAGGGUUGAAGGAGAGGAGGAGGAGGAGCGAGACGAAGAGCAGGAGGAGAGCAACAGAGGCCGACAGGGAGGAGGAGGAGGAGAGGGGAGAGAGGAGGGAGGAGAGACAUGACAGCACCACCCGCCACGCAAAGCAUUCUGGGAGCUCAGGUGCAGCAUUCUCCUUCCUCAUGCCAAUUGAUGACGACGGUGGGCGCCGCCGUCCAUCUGACAGCGAAUCAGCAGCCAGCUUCUCAGAGGUCAGCCUAUCAGCAGCCAGCAUUGCCACGGCAGGAUGGAGAGAGGAUUGGAGGAGAGCCGAAUCACCGUGGCAACAGGGGAACGCCCCCGGCCCCUGGCUGAAGCCGAGCCAGCAGAGACUGACAAAGGUUUUGAUUGGCAAUCGACUCAGUGGGCGGGAACUAUUGGGCGGGCUCUCUCUCUGAUUGGCUCCUGGCGAGGACAUUUUUCAUUCGCUGAAAUUUUUUUUUUUUUUAUGGCUACUUAUAAGGGCUUUUUUGAUUGGCUUGCUGAGAGAAGACCCGCCUCUUCCUGCGUCUUAUUGGAUGACAGCAGACAAUUCUGAUUGGAGGAUGAGGAGCAAGCAGACACUGACUUUUUGAAUGGCUGGUGGGCGGGUUUUGAGGCCUCUGAUUGGCCAGUGACAUAACAGCUGCACACACAGCCGUCGACUUAACCAACUAUGUUAUUUUUAUUUUACCCAUCAUCCCUCAGUGCAUCCUCAGACCUGUAUCACGACGCCAGAUCAGUGUGUUAUCAGCCGUGUCCGGGCUGAACUCAGACUCUCUGGUGUCACGAUGCUGGUGCACAGAUCACCAUGGUAACAACAAGGCUAAAUCACCAUAGUAACAGAUGCUGACAUUCUGCGGAGCAGGUUCACCAACCAAUCGUCAUCAUUACUGGAUCCAGACGUUUUCUAACAAAGAUCAAUAGAUAUUUUUAUUGGUCAGUCGUAUCUGAUGAUCUGAGAUAAAAAAACCCUCAGGUCUCCACUGGUUAGCUAACGUUAGCUUAUGAGUCUCUGUGCUGUUCACCACCACAGGGUCAAGUGAGAGCUAGCUAGCACUCUGCUAAUUUUACGUCCCGCCACUGGGACGGCAACACCCAUUUAGCAUUGUCAACUAUGCUAGCACCAUUAGCUGUGCCGACACUGCUUAUGGUGCUAACAGAGCUAACAGUAGGUAACGAUGCUAACCGGUGUUUAUGGCUCAUUUUUGCUCCACGUUAAAUAUGGAGACAGACACAGCCUUCUGUCCGACUCUGAGUUCCUUUUAUUGUAUUUGUCCACGUUUCCUAAGAGCUUCAGCUCUGCGAUGAACUGAUUAAUGUUUCAUUGUUGGUAUUUCUAGUUAGCAAGUUAGCGGUUAGCUCAGCAGCUGAUCAGGUGAGUCGGCACCAAACUUCUAGAACCAAAUAUUUUGUAAAAUAUACCAGAUUAAUUUUGCAGGUUUGAGCAGAAUGUUUCUCCGUGAAUCCGUCCUGAACGUCUUCCACAAGUCACACUGACCCACAGUGUCACUGUGAUGGAUUAUUGAUCAUUGGAUGUGAUCAGCUGCUCAGCGUCAUGAUACCAGUGAUCAGGAUCAAUAAGACGAAGUGAUACAGGCUCUGCUCCUCUCUGUUUGUGACAUCAUCAUCAUCAUCCUCAUCCUCAUCCUCAUCAUCAUCGUCUCUCAAACUUUGAACUCGUAUGCAAACAACAUGAGAACCUUUGUGUGUAAUCUGAGCAUGUGAAUAUCUCCGGAAUGAUUUUUUAUUUUUAUAAACAUAAAAAUAAAGGCUCAAUGACGUUAAUAUUAAUAUCAUUAUUA